Molecule: messenger RNA, 1245 nt
Organism: Giardia duodenalis
Lineage: Eukaryota; Fornicata; Diplomonadida; Hexamitidae
Exons: 1
Coding region: 1-1245 (414 amino acids)
Source: RefSeq, a predicted model, not a curated record
AUGGAGUCUCCUCCUGUGACACUACAGCUUCUUAGAACGGUAGGAAGGAAACUGAAAAGCUCUCUUGCAUCCCCUAAAGCAGCAUCACCAAGCGCGCCUCCAAUACAAUCCGAGAUAUCCCAGAUGUCCGCAGACCUUUCGACAGACAUCCUUCGUUUGCUAAACCCGCAAGAACCGCCAGCAGAGUGGAAGAAGAGUGUAGCUAUGCUGCGACAGAAAGGCCCCUGCAAGCCCUUUAUUGAAAAUAAGGCUCCGACCAAAGGCUUAGAAAACGCUAUUAGACAGCGAAGAGUAUCUGACACCACACAAUUCACCAUUGAGCAGUCGGCCUCGGCAGAUACUUCUCUUUCUGUUCCUGCUCUAAAGCCGUCGCUUUUAAUAAGAUUAAAGGGCAGCUUAGCGCCCAGCGAUUAUCUCACUGCUGAAAAGAAGUCCCUAGCAGCUGCUGCAGCCGCAAUAAACGAUUCUAUUGAUAAAGAGGUAAAAAAGACCCUAGAAGUACUUGACGAGACUGGCUUCGACUCUCCAAAUGGGCCUAAAACUCGAAAAGCACCAUUUUCACGACUUCUGACCAAGUUACGUGAAAGUCCUUCUUCACAAAAUGACUCGUGCACAUCGCCUGAUGCAUAUUUUCCUAGCAAAAUGACUCAGGAAUCCACGAAGAGGCUAUUACCUUUUAGUAAGUAUGUUGCCCAUGGAUCUGCAAGGCCAAUAAUUAGGUCACUCAAGUCAGUGGUUACCGCUGAACACAAGUUCAACAACGCACCCACCACGACGUGCACUCCUUUGACCAAUUUGGCCGGGCUAGAUUUAGAAGAGUAUCCAAAUAGCAAGAGUCUUUACACUGGAUUAUCCUUUGUGCGUCAACCUGCAAGCACGCUUAUUGAUCAUGAGUUUGCAGUUAAUAGUGCAAUACCGCGGAAAAAGGAUUCAUAUGGAGAGACACACCAAAUAGUGGGCUCAGUAGAUAAAAUACAGGUAUAUGAUGAGCUUGCUAUGGGUGAGGUAAUUACAAAGAGGGACAUAGCGCCCCUGGAAAAGAAUUGUGACAUUCAAAAGAAUGUUACUGGCCUUGACUCUUUUGUCUCAUGGAGGCGAAGAAACAAGGAGCAUGACGGAGCAAGCAUCGUGACAGAAGCAUUAAAAGUUGAUAAUACAUCGAUUAAAUUUUUCCCUACAAUGCUGUCAGAAUUAACGGCCAAUUACAGCAAAGAUUUAGUUGACAAUAUCAAUAAAGCCUACUAA